AAAUACUCAUUGAAAAUCACCUGAAUCGUGCCCAAACAGAACGUUUUUCCAGCGAAAUGUUUUCAUUGUGUCGAUUGUGUGCGAAACAUACGAAUGCGUCCGAUUUAACGACUGAAGUGUGUGAUAUAACAUCAAAAUUGAAAGUUUGUUGUGGAUGGAAACCAAUAGAAAAUGAUGCAGAAAUGAUGCCAAAUAAAGCAUGCAAUUUGUGCGUGGAAAAUCUUCAACAAAGUUGGAAUUUUGCCGAAAGUAUAUGGGCUGCACAACAGCAACUCAUUAAAUUGGCCAGUGAAGUGCAUCCACAAACUGAUAUCGAUCCCAUGUCGUAUGUUGAAGGAAUUAUCGAUGAUUCAAUAAAACAUGAGCCGGAUAACAGAUCUGAAACAGAUGAAGAUCAUCAACAAUUUGACACCGAAUUAUUCGUUGAACCUAUUAUUAAAUCAGAUUUCGACAGUACACAUGCCAAAAAAACAAUUCGAAGGAGUAAAAAGUCAGCGAAAAAGGUGGAAGAGAAAGCGAGCUCAACAUGUGACUCAUUUAUGGCCGCAGUUUAUGACGAAGAUCAACUGGCCGACGGCACAAUACGUGCAAGUGCUGUUGCCAGGCUUGAAAAACUAUUUCCUGAAAUGAAAACGAUAAUAUGGAACGAAUGCAAAUACAUCUGCAAAAAAUGCGAUCAAAUCAUUAAAAGUCCACAAAACUUUUUUGCACAUAAUCGAUCGUUUCACCUGGAAGAAACUCCAACGAUGGAUUUCUUCUGUUUUUAUUGUAAUUCCAAACAUAGGCGUGAACAUUUUUUAAGUCGUCACAUGGCUGUGGAACACUUUCCCCAUUUGAAAUACAGAUGCUAUUAUUGUCCGGACUAUUUUUGGGAUCCUCGUGAACAAAUGAAACAUCAAAAUAUGCAUACAGACGUUGAAUACAAGUGCGAAGUGUGCGAAUUAGUUUGCUGUAAUCGUGAUAUUUUAUAUGCGCACGUUUCACAGAUUCAUCUAAAGAAGAAAUAUACCGAUCCGGAUGCAAAAUACACAUGUGAACUUUGUAAUAAAGAUUUUGUCACAAAAUGGGGCAUCAAAACUCACAUGCUACAACAUACCAAGAAAUUUGACUAUGUAUGCGAUCAAUGUGGUUGGAAGUUCAAAACCAAGGGAAAUCUGAAAGGUCACAUGGAAACGACACAUACGGAUGAAAAACCAUUUGCUUGUAAACAGUGCGAAAGAAGAUUCAAGACAAAACACCAAUUAAAAAGCCACGAUGAAAUGCAUUCAGGAUUAAAGAAAGUGGAGUGUACGGUGUGUCAUAAAAGGGUCCGCAAGCAGUAUGAUUUGACGGUUCAUAUGCGAAGCCAUAAUAAUACGUAUCCCUAUAGUUGUAAAUAUUGUGAGAAAAAGUUUCGUCAUACGAGCAGCCUAAGGACUCAUGAACGCGCACACAAAAAUGAUAAACCAUAUGCAUGUGGUCAAUGUGCUUAUCGAUCGACAAAUUGGCCCAAUCUGAAUAAACAUUCAAUGCGGAUUCACUCAAUUGAUUUGAGAAUAAAAAAAGGAAACCUCUUGGCCACAGAAACCAUGGCGACAACACAGCUGUCAACGAAACGUCAGUUUCACAUUUUAAACGUCAAAUGCUGUAAACAAAUAUGCCAGUAUUUUUUUCGGUUCGCUAAAUACGACACUGAAAUAUUGAAAUAUUGCGAAAGAGAGAAAAUGUUGUCUUUGUGUCGUUUGUGUGCCAAUCGCAUAGAUGAUCUUGAAGCAACUGCAGAUAUAUCAGAAUUAUGUCCAAAAUUAAUGUUCUGUUGUGGUUGGAGGUUAUCAGAAAAUGAAUGGCAAAUGCCUCAAAAAGCGUGUCGGUUAUGUGUUGAUGAGCUUCAAAGAAGUUGGAAUUUUUCUGAACGGAUUCGACUGGCCGCAGAAAAACUCCAUAUACUUUCACGCCAAUCAAUCGGCAAUGAACCCGUUGUUCAGAUCAAAGAGGUAGUAAAAGAAGAAAUAGAGUGUUCACCCGAAUUUGAAAAUCUUCAAGCAUCUGCUUUCAAUCCACCGUCUAUUCGAUCGAAUUGUGAAAGUUUACAAAAGAACUUCAAAAAACGUGAAAAAGUAUUCAAAAAAACUGCUGAAAAAACAAACACAAAUCCAGACUCCUUCCUAGCCCUAUUGACUGUUAACGACCGUUUGGCUGAUGGUAAAAUAAGCGAAACCGGUGUUGCCAAACUUGAGACAGAAUUUCCUGAUAUGACCAUGACAUGGAACGAUUGCCAGUACAUCUGUAAAAAAUGUGACAAAACCUUCAAAAGUCCACAAAAUUUCUUCGCACACAAUCGAUCAGUUCAUGUCGAAGAACUUCUUUCAAAUGAAAUUUGCUGUUUUUAUUGCAACGCAAAGCAUAAACGUGAAUAUCUUCUUGAUCGACACAUCGCCGACGACCAUUUUCCUCAUUUAAAAUUCAAAUGUUUUUACUGUACCGCAUACUUUUGGGAUGUACAAAAAUUGAUUAAACAUCGUAGUACCCACAAAGACGUUCAAUACAAAUGUGAAAUUUGCCAGCACAUUUUAUAUAGCCGGGAUUUGUUGUACACACAUGUGUCACAGACACAUUUGAAGAAAAAUUGGGGUGAAUUCAUUUGUGAUAUUUGCUCGAAGACAUUUGCUACCAAAGACAGAAUCAAGAGUCACAUGAUUAAUCAUUCCGGAAAAUGUGACUAUGUUUGUGAUAAAUGCGGGUCCACUUUUCGCCAAAAGUGUAAUUUAAAACAUCAUGUGGAGUCAAUGCACAAUGUUGAGAAAUCAGUGGCUUGCAACCAAUGUGAUAAGAAAUUCACGACGAAACGACAUCUAAAAAUCCAUCUGAAAUAUCAUGGAGAUGAUAAGCCACUGAAGUGCACAAUAUGUGACAGUAGAUUUCGUACAAAACAAGCACUGAAAUACCACAUCAUAGUGCAUACAAAUAAUUUUCCAUUCGAGUGUACUUUUUGUGAUAAAAAGUUCAAGCAUAGGAUCGUUAAAAAGGUUCAUGAACGUACGCAUACAAAUGAAAAGCCAUAUGCAUGCAGUCAGUGCGACUACAAGAGUGCGAACAUCGGAAAUUUAAAUAAACAUUCUCUACGAAUUCAUUCAAUUGAUCUACGGACGAAAAAGGAUGGAAAACCAAAUUCAAAUUAAUGGGGUUAAUUCCUUUCAUAAAAAGAAAAUGUGAAAAUUUCAAAUCAAUCUUGAAUUAAGAAUAGAGAACACUAUUUUACAUAAUUGU
This is a messenger RNA of Contarinia nasturtii (swede midge), 3246 nucleotides long. RefSeq names its product zinc finger protein 425-like. NCBI's taxonomy places the organism in Eukaryota, Metazoa, Arthropoda, Insecta, Diptera, Cecidomyiidae. The record is from RefSeq and is a predicted model, not a curated record. Gene Ontology annotation, molecular function: zinc ion binding; DNA-binding transcription factor activity, RNA polymerase II-specific; RNA polymerase II cis-regulatory region sequence-specific DNA binding. Bases 57 to 3158 code for a protein of 1033 amino acids. Gene Ontology annotation, biological process: regulation of DNA-templated transcription. The transcript is spliced from 15 exons. Gene Ontology annotation, cellular component: nucleus.